UUAAUCCUGUUUUCUUCUGUGUACAGGAAUCCUCCACCUAUUUCCCUUUGUCCUGAAGGUUUGAAGACUAGAAACUAUCCAGAAGAAGUACGCCAGCACCUGCACAGGUUUGCUGCAGAGGUGACAGUAAACCCAGACAGGAAACAACGGAAGGAAUUGGCUCAGGACACGAACCUGCAGCCAGUUCAGGUCUAUAACUGGUUUGCGAAUUAUCGGCGACGUCGAAAAUCCUGCGUCCUUCCUAUGGAACAGCACAACUCCUGUCCUGGGAGGGCUCAGGCUUCCCACGCAGAGGAGGAGCAGACUGCAGGUGGAUCUCAUGCAGACACUGGUUCUGAGCAAAUGGAGAUAACCCUCGGGCCCUGGGAGCCAAGAUGGGAGCAGUCAGCUGCAGAUCUGAUUGAGCCUCCCAGAGGAAUGUAUUUAGAGAUGCUGGAAUCCAGCUUUAUGCAGAGCACUGAGGUGUAUGAGGCAGGAACAAGCAUGGCUUUGUUCUCCACUCCCAACAUUGAACAACCUGUACCUUUCUGCACCGAGGCUGUGCUGGAACCAGGACCCUGCUUUAGCCCUGCAUGGCUGCAGCCCAGAGCAGCAGUGAGCAGUGCUGUGGCCAGCCCCCAGCUGGGGAGCUUGGUCCUGUACCCUUACAGGCCCCUUCCCAUCCUGGAUGAACACCUGGCCAUGUGGCAGAGCCCUUGGAGCACCAGAGGAGUCUCUGGCUCUGUGUGGACCCCAGAUAUAGAAGCAGGUAUCAGAGUUCCCUUGAGCAGAGUCCCUCAAGGUGGCUCUAUUGAAGGCAGUCCAGGAAGAAUCAUUCAGCAGUCAGAUUUAGAGGUUGAAAGCUUCAUCCUUAGAGAAGGACAGCUAGGGACCCUGGAAUCUAUUCCCCACAGUUCCUGUCAGACUGUGUUUGACAAGCCUCAGUGCCCACCUGUUUCUGCACCCUGCAUGGAAGAAAGCCAAGCCUUGGGACAAAGCCAGGUCCUGGAGAAUCCAGCUGGUGACCCGUUAAGCAGCGACACGUUCUGGGCAGCGUGCCUGCUCUUUGAAUUCUCUGCCAGGGGACAGAUGUGACCUGCCUGCAGAGACACUCGGGGUGGGCUGCGCUUCCCCAGGAAACACCCCAUCGAUGCCUAUUUUUUCCUCUUGUAUUUUUUUAUAAAUUAAUCAGGAGUUUGACAAGGGGAUGAAUAAGAGUGAGGGAGAAGGAUUGGAGGUGUUUUCAAAUGGUUACGAAGUUUGGUUUACUUACAGUUUUAUUAAGAAUUUUGCAAAGGAUAGAAGAAACACUGUGGACUGGAGGUUUUUACUGGAGCAGUCUGAAGCUGUAGUGUAGAUGCUAAAAUUACCAAGGCACUUAUUCUGUGGCAGUUACAUGGAUUAUCCAUAGUACUGGUGAGAUCAGAGUCCUUCACUGCAUCAUGAAGGUAAAUUAAGCUCCUCUACUUUAAAGGAGUAAAAUUUAGUUAUAUUGCCUUACAGUGGAUAUUGAAUAACUUUUUCUCAGUUCUGGAAAACAAGGUGUCAGCUAAGUGCUGGUAAAAUACAGCUGUUUCUUAUCCCUGCUUUUCUGUUGUGCUGCAGGGUGUAACUUCUGGAAGGUUCCAUGUUCCGUAGUGCCACAGAUGACACAAACUGGAGCAUGGCAGAAAUUUCAGUGCUAAAGCUCUGGCAGGAAUGGGGGAGGUCAUACCAUGGUUUUGGUGUUUAAUACCAAGAAGUAGCAAGGUGCAGGUUAAAAGCUAAUCCCGCAAGUCAUGGGGAGUGGUCUUUUGGGUAUUUUCCCUAUUUUCCAUUUAGGGUAUUUUUUGCAGUGUUACUGUGGGGGUUUAAAUCUGUGUUGGAGAAGGGGUCAUCUCUGCCAAACCUCCAGCCUGGAGAUACACGGAGGAGGUGCUUCCCUUACCAUUUGUUACAAAGUUAGCAAAUAAAGGUUGUCAAUUACUGUU
This is a messenger RNA of Pseudopipra pipra, 1949 nucleotides long. RefSeq lists its product as uncharacterized. The coding region runs from base 244 to 1074 and encodes 276 amino acids. The transcript has 7 exons. The record is from RefSeq and is a predicted model, not a curated record. Lineage: Eukaryota; Metazoa; Chordata; Aves; Passeriformes; Pipridae.